Lobosporangium transversale is the source of this 1369-nucleotide messenger RNA. RefSeq lists its product as hypothetical. The record is from RefSeq and is a predicted model, not a curated record. The coding region runs from base 234 to 1304 and encodes 356 amino acids. The transcript is spliced from 3 exons. Lineage: Eukaryota; Fungi; Mortierellomycota; Mortierellomycetes; Mortierellales; Mortierellaceae.
AUACUUUUCAACAGCCCCGCUUUCAUACAUUCAACUACAUUCAACUACAUUCAACUACAUUCAACCCAUUCUUUCUCUUCCUGCUUCUGAUUCCUUCUUCUCCUCCAUUAACACCCCAUUGACACAUCCCAUUCAUCUCAUUACACAUUCCUUUGAAUCGUUCACUUCUCUCUCUUUUUCUCUUUCUUUCUUUCUCAGUUUUGCACAUAAAGCAUAUACACAUAAUCACACACAUGGCAUCCCUACGAAAAUUGGGUGUGCUUGUUGCCAUUCCGAUUAAAGGCAGGAGGCUACUUAACCGCUCUGGUGGCAAACAGUCACCUUAUGUCCAACUAAAACUCGGUGCAAAUGAAAAGAAACGCACCAAGGCAUCACUCAUUGCCUCGGUGGAACCAGAAUGGGACCAAGAGAUUCGGUUAGAUGUCUUUCAAGGUGUCCUUGACAUACAUGUCUCGGUCUUUGAUGAAGGCAAGAAGCACGAACUCAUCGGCGAGGGCACUUUGUUACUCCACGAGGUUAUCGAUAAAGGAGAGCUUGAUGUGUGGUUUCCGAUCAAAUACAAAAAUGCACCUGCGGGUGAAAUCUAUUUCGAGUUGACCUUCUACGCGUUAGCGCCUCCACCAAAUGUUGGACCAGGCAGAUCACCUGCACCUCAAAUGCAUUUACAGCAUCCGCCUCUGCGGUAUGCACAACCAGGGUAUAUGCCUGCCGGUCGUCCGUUGCCGCAUACCACUAUGGUUGGUCAUCCGGUUGGUCCACCCGCUCCAUUCCCUGGUAAUACCUAUCAGCACCCUACGGGAUACCCAAAUUCUAACAUUCCUAGUCAACCUCGGCCACAGCCUCCACAGCCUCAGCCUCAGCCUCAGCCUCAGCCUCGACCCUACCCAAUACCACAGCAACAUCCUUUUAUUCCAACCCAUUCACCCGCCACGCCCCCAACCCAGCUUGGCAUGAAUUCUACCUUUCGACCCAAAACCCAGUACAAUUCUAGGCCACAGCAAGCGCCUGUGCCUGCUCAAAUUCGUCCUUUUCCUAACAUCCCCAAUGGAAAUGGACCUUACAACAACAUGCCACCAGCUCAGUAUCCGAUAUCGCCUCUUUCACCGCAGCAUCCACCUGGAGGAGUGCAUAUGCCUCUUCCACGCCCCACAGGCCCUACUACACCCGUAAAUAAUAACCAUGGGCGCAGCGCCGGACCAAACCCAGCAUAUGGGCGGAGACCUCCGCCUAUGACUCAAGUCAGUAGUGGCUCUCCAGUCACGCCACUUGUACAAUACAAUUACACCCUGGGUAGCUUUCCUUGAAGAGCUCCAAGUGAAGCUAACCCCUGCAAUAACACUCUCUCUUGUAUAAUAAACAAUAUAGCUAC